AUGGAUUCCGCCGCUUAUCUUUCAGAUCAAGAAAUUUCCAAAUUAGCAGCUUCAUUACAAAUAGAAGAGAAAAAACAAGUAAAAGAAGAAAUAAAAAAUUCAAAUAAUGAUCAUAACAAUUCAUCAAUGAUUCCAGAAAUUUCUGUUACUGAUACGGAAAGUGAUAUUGGUGCUAAUUACAGUGCAGGAGAACAAGAAUUAGAUAUGACUGUAUAUGUUAAAGACCUUGAUACUGGUAGAAAUGUUCCGGUCUCAGAUAUUGAACAAGAGCUUAAUAAAUCAAAAGUAAACAUUGACCCUUUAUCUUUUCAAAUAAUGCAAAGGGCCGGUUCAGACAAUAAAUUUGAGAGUGAUGAUGAUGACAAUGAUAAUAGAUCUAGACGCGUAAGGAGCAUUAGUAAUAGUAGUAAUAAUAAAUUUGAUAACAAUGAUGAAAAAACGGCACACAAAGAUACUAGCAAAUCACUAAAACGUCCUUCACAUCAAGGAAGAGACGGAAGUGGCGAGGCAAAAGAUGAUGAAAAAGAUGAAGUUAAAAUAACUGGUAAUAACGCUGAAAUAUUUUCCGAGACAACGAAUGAUUUUGGAAGACAAACUAGGCCUCAAUAUAUUAAGGCUAAAAUACGUAAUAAAUAUACAAGAGAGUUCGAUCAUUUAUUUUUGGCCCAAGAAUUAUCAAGUCCAAAGCCUUCAACUGAAUGUGAUACACCAUGA
Molecule: messenger RNA, 714 nt
Organism: Entrophospora sp. SA101
Lineage: Eukaryota; Fungi; Glomeromycota; Glomeromycetes; Entrophosporales; Entrophosporaceae
Source: the annotation of a GenBank genome assembly